UCCGCGAGCCCAGAGACGUGCCUGCAGUCACAGGGUUUAUUUAACACGUAGCCAGGAUCCCACCCAGCUCUCACACAUUGAGUCGGGCGUGGAGCUCCCAAGUCAUUCUGCCGCGCGCGGACCUCAGGCUGACAACACGCCACUUCCACUCACAACCAGGAGACUCGCACGGGAACAAGUCUUAUAUAGAAAUAUAUAUUUUGAGGCUUGUCUGUUUUGAGGCAUAUCUGGAGUCCUCUGGACACUUUGAGGCAUUUUUAUUCGUGUCUUUGUCCAAGCGUCAUGGAGAGGAUUACAAGUGCGCAACCACCUCCUUACGUGCCGAAACACCCACCAAUGGAUAUAGCUGACAUGCACGGAAUGGACUUUCCACUUUAUGUGUUCAAACCCAGGAGAGGCUCAAAGCGCGUGGACGAGUGCAAGGAGACGAACAAGCUGCCGCACCGGCUGAUCGAAAAGAAGAGACGUGACAGAAUCAACGAGUGCAUCUCCCAGCUGAAGGACCUGCUGCCAGAACAUCUGAAGCUCACAACGCUGGGUCAUUUGGAGAAAGCCGUGGUGCUGGAGCUCACGCUCAAGCAUGUGAAAACCCUGAGUGCUGUCCUGGAGCAGCAGCAGAAGAAAAUCAUGGCGCUACAGAAGGACCUGCAGAUCAGUGAUCAUGCAGGGGACAGCACAGAAUCCAGUGAAGAGAUGUUUCGCUCUGGUUUUCAUCUGUGUGCAAAAGAGGUCCUCCAUUAUCUGUCCAGCCAAGAGAGCAGCAGGGACCUGACCCCUUCCCACGUCAUCAGUCACAUUCAGAAGGUCGCGGCUGAAGUGCUGCAGCAUCAUAGCGACCCACAGCCGGACGAGUCCACCCUUCAAGCUUCAGAGAAGGUGAAUAAACCAGCCGGACAGCCUGCCAGGUCCUCAGACGUCCCUGCCAAGAACUGUGUCCCAGUCAUUCAAAGGACUUACCAGCAUGGGACAGGGGAGCAGAGCGGUAGCGACACAGACACUGAUAGCGGCUACGGCGGCGAGCACGACAAGCCCAAAGCCCGGUGGUCGCAGAGCCACGGGAGGGAGGAGGAGCUCAAGAACCCUGUGUCUGAGCGGACGGCCGUCAAGGAGGAGGGUGACGAGCCCCGGGCCAAGAGGUCAAGAUCAGACUCCUCUGAGGAUGAGGUGCUCUCUGUUCACGCAGCAGGAGCUCCAGGCAGUUACAUGAGCUUCUCCCCCAACCAGCCGCCAUUCUGUCUCCCCUUCUACCUCAUCCCCCCCGCAGCUGCAGCGGCGGCGGCGUAUCUCCCAAUGCUGGAGAAGUGCUGGUACCCAGGGGGCAUGCCGGUUAUGUACCAGGGCAUGAACGGCUCUGGAACAAGCCUGCCCCCAGAGACACUGCCCUCUUGUCUGAUGUCCCCACGAGCAGGGUCCCCAGGACCCCAGCAGAACCCAGUGGACUCCUCCUCUCUCCACAAAGCUUUAAAGCAGGUCUCUCCUUUGAACUUGGAAACCAAAGACUGAGCAGAUCUUCUGUCAGAAUCUUCUCCUUUGAAUGUUGAAUGGAGUGUAAAUCAGCAAACUGGUGAGCCGACAAAGCAGAGCAGUAGUUCAGCCCCCAGAGCACGCUGACCCUAGAGCAGAACCCGUCCUGGUCACCAGACCCUGAACUGGAACAGGGCAGCGAGCAGUACCCUGGUAAAGGCUCAGUUCACACCUGUUGCAUGACUCAUGGUGAAGGUGGUCUGUUUAAAAAGUGCACAAGUGAUUGUAAGGAUAUUUUUUUCUUGUUUUUAUUCACUGAACCUGUUGUUGAAUGUCAGAGAAACCCAGAAUGUAAAGUUCCUGCCUCCAAAACUAUUGGGACCUACCACUCUGUAUGAAUGUAAAGAUUGUAAAGAAAAAAGCCCCCGUAGAUGCUGCUUGAAUUAUUAUUAUUAUUAUUAUUAUUAUUGUUAUUAUUAUUAUUAUUAUUAUUGCUGUAGAUCUGCGGAUGGAGGAUCUACCGUCAGUGUUUGUUGCUCCUGUAACUGCAACAAACUAUUAUUUCGACGAGAACGUUCAAAGUAAUUUAUCAGAGUUAAUCCGACCGGUUCAUGUUAACCAGAGGUUUCCUGACAGGCGUAGCUCCUCCACCCUUCGGUUCUGGCGUAGCUCCUCCAGUCUUCGGUUCUGGCGUAGCUCCUCCACCCUUCAGGUGUAGCUGAAUAAACGCAGGAAUUCAUGUUCAGCGUGUUCGGGUGUCGUCAGUGUUCCGGAGGUGUUGAAGCAUUAUGUGGCCGUACACGCUUUACAAUUUAAUUUGUGACUGUUUGUUUUUUAGAUGAACUUCCUGUGAAGUAAUGUCUCGUAAUUCUUUUCAUUGUCCUUUAAUUUAAUUUUUAAAUUUUUUUUUGCUUAUACUACUUGUACAUCUCUAUUUUUGAUACAUGACCUCGAGGUGUAUCUGUACAGCUGCCAGAGGAAGGAUGAGGCAGCAGUUUGCUGAAUGCAGUGUGUAGAUUUGCAUCUUGCCCACAAGUCACCAGUCAAGGUUCGGCCUGAUCUUAGCUCAUGCUGUUGCCUUUACCUGCUUCACACUGAUGCAACGAAAGCAGGAGCUUUAAAGGAAUUUGCUGUAAUUGUUUUUAGCAGAGCAUGAAUGUAAAGUUCAAAGAAAAAUAAUAGUUUUGUAUAGAAAGAGGUACUCUGGAUUUUUAUUUUGCAAUGUAACACAUGGCUGUACAUAUUUUGUAUAUAAAGUAUUAUUGAUAUAUAUUAAGAUAUUAAUAAAGACUUUUUUUCCUCUC
Molecule: messenger RNA, 2768 nt
Organism: Melanotaenia boesemani (Boeseman's rainbowfish)
Lineage: Eukaryota; Metazoa; Chordata; Actinopteri; Atheriniformes; Melanotaeniidae
Product: class E basic helix-loop-helix protein 40-like
Exons: 5
Coding region: 283-1503 (406 amino acids)
Biological process (GO): regulation of transcription by RNA polymerase II; circadian regulation of gene expression; anterior/posterior pattern specification
Cellular component (GO): nucleus
Molecular function (GO): DNA-binding transcription factor activity, RNA polymerase II-specific; protein dimerization activity; RNA polymerase II cis-regulatory region sequence-specific DNA binding
Source: RefSeq, a predicted model, not a curated record